GUAAAUGUUAAAUAUUUUGUGAUUUUUAUUUUUCAUAACUCAACAUAUUUCACAAUUCAUACCUAUUUACAAUACUUUUCACUGAGAGCCUAUUUAAUAAAUUACAAUUGCUUGAAUGGUGAAAAGGCAGCACAAAAUUAGUGUGUUAGGAAAUAUAAAAUGAAAAGAAUUUCAUAAUUCAUCAGUGUGUCGUCAUAAAGCAUGAAACAUGCCACUGGAAACAUAUUUGAUGUAAAACUAAUGGGGAGUUUUAUGUAACGUUAAAUGAACAAUGGAACAAAAUGACAGAAAAACAAUUAAUUGCGUAACGUUACAUAUUCUGUCUCUGCCACAAUUAAGUCGUGGAUCUGAAACAAAAUAAUAUUUGAUAACAUUUGUGGACAAAUAUCGCUUAUUAAUGAACUGUUAUUUUUGCAUUUACUGCUCCUUUAAGGGCCUACAGUAUAGUAGCGUUUGUGCCGCCAUUUUAAUACAUGAUAGUACUGUUGAUUAACUCGUGACCUUUCUAAGAAACUUCUGUCCCUUUUCUCAACACGCGAACUACUUUAUUUUGUAAAGUCAAGAUUUGUGUCGCCGUUUAAAAUGUCAACUUACCGUAAACUGCUUUACACACCGCUCUUUGGUUCUCAGCCGUUCCAACCUGACAAGAAAACAGGACGAAACGGAGAAAACAAACUGAGAAAGAAAAUGAACACGAUGACUCAAGAGGGAACUCCACUUAUGUUUGACACUAGUCCUGAAAUAACACCAUGCUUUUCAAGAAAGGUGAAAAUACACCACCUUUUGAGGGUUUACUCGAAUGUGGGGAUCUCGAAGAAAAAGUCGUCGGUUAAUCUGAGAGAAUCUAACGGCAGAAAACCACAGCGCGCCAGACAUACAGCGAGAGAGCCAUUAUCUGAUGAUUUUGUGUUUCCGUCAAGAAGGACUCGAAGCGAAAAUAAAAUGGCCCAAACAAAACAGGAUGUGUUGAGGACGAUCAAGAGAAUGGUAGAGGAGAACAGGGUCACCAGAGUGCGAUUACUCGCCUUGAGGCAGAUGAGCAGAAGCAAAUGAGGUUUGCAUUUGUCUGCAGGAAAAAGUACAUCAUAAAAACUAACUUGCGUCAAUGUUUGCACACCCUCAUGUUUCACGCCCGUGUGAUUAAUU
Molecule: messenger RNA, 1146 nt
Organism: Danio rerio (zebrafish)
Lineage: Eukaryota; Metazoa; Chordata; Actinopteri; Cypriniformes; Danionidae
Source: RefSeq, a predicted model, not a curated record